AUGGGAGAUGCGGGAGUCGGAAUCGCUAUUGAGGCCCUGGUGAAGAUGGCGGAUUCGCUUCACCAAAUCUUGCUUACAUGGCGUUUGAAAAAAUGCCUCACACAACUUGCCCGCGAUUUCGAGAAAAUGCAAGCUUUCCUAUACGAUGCUCAAAGCAAGAGAAUAACUAGCCAAUACGUGCAAUGUUGGCUCAAAGACCUGGACUCGAUUGCUCUUGAUGCCCAAAUUACAUUGGAAGAAUCAGAGUACGAAAUUCAAAGGCAAAAGGUUGAGAGGGCCCAGAAAUGGAGCAAAGUACGUCCUUUUUUUCCAUCCUCAACUCCUCUCGUGUUUCGUUGGAGAUUAGCUCGUAGAAUCAAGAAUGUUCGGUCGUCCUUACAAAGGCUUUUUGCACAAGCACAUCGAAUUGGCCUUAAGCCACUCGAAUACAUCAACUCACUUCCUGAUCUUAAGGUCGGGAGUUCUACGAACCCUUUUGUUAAGGAUUCCAAAAUUGUUGGCAGGAAGGGUGAUAUCUCAAAGGUGUGGAUGGCGCAUGGCCUGCUAAAUCCUCCAAAGGGAAGCCUAAUGGAAAUGGAAGACGUGGGUAGCUUAUAUUGUGAUGUACUCCUGCGAAAUUCUUUAUUCCAAAUUGCUAAAAAGGAUCGUUACAAUAACAUCAAGGCUUACAAGAUACACAACCUUGUCCAUGAUGAUUUGUUGAAAGUGUUGGGCAAUGACUACUUUCAUGUGGAUGAUUCAAUGAUCAAAAUCAAUCGCCUUGAAGCUGUGCAUAUAUCAAUCAGUUCAAGUGAAAUGAGAAUUUGGAACAUUUUGAAAGGCAUUUUCCCUUCAAGUCUGAGAACGCUUAACCUUGAAGGUUAUUUGUUUCCCCUGCCAGAAGAUGCUUUUGAAAACUUGACAAAUCUCUCAGUUUUGAUAUUGAAGGGCCAUACUACAUUACCAAAUUCAGUUGGCAAGAUAAAACAUUUGAGAUUUCUAGAUAUCAGGUUAGGCCAAUUGGAAAAUCUCCAGUUUUUGUCUUACUUUGUGGUUGGUAAAGCUGAUGGGUGUCAGAUAAAAGAGUUAGAAUACUUGGACAACCUUAGAGAUGUCCGGAUACUAAACCUUCAAUGUCUGAGAAGUCAUGAAUCUGCUGCUAAGUCGAAAUUGUCAAACAAGUCGAACAUUCAGUGUUUAGAGCUUAAGUGGAAUCGAGGACCAGGGCGUGAUGACUGUGAUGUGCUUGAGGUGAAAAGCAACAGUCGUAAUGACAUGGCAAUCACUCUGUUUCCGGCUCUAAGGACACUUGUUUUACAGCAGAUGUGGGAUCUGGAGGAGUGGUCAGAUGUAUUUGAACUGAUACCAACAACACACUCAUCAUCGUUUUCCUCAGCAUCAGUUCAAGUUAGAGCAUUUCCUCUCCUAGAAAAAAUGGAUCUAUGGAAUUUACCCGAAUUGAGGGGUUUUCCGAACUUGGGUAGUUUACCACGUCUUCAGAAGUUGCAUUUACAACGAUGCCAAAAAUUGAGAAUUUUUCAUGAUGAUUUAAACAGGGGGCCUGGUCACCCACAAAAAUGGGAAAAUGAUGAUCAGAGGCAAGGGAAUACACCCGAAGAUGGAGAUGAUGAGAGUCACAUUUACUUUCCACGUCUACGUAAACUAAAGAUCUCACAAUGUAACAAGUUUACUGAACCAUUUUGCAGCCUCAUUUCAAGUUCUGUUCCACUAGAAUCCUUGAACAUUGAUUGCAAACCUAGUUUAUGGCCUAGAGUUUUGCUCCGGUUUACAAGCCUGAGGCGAUUAUCCCUAGGAGCACGAUGGGAUGAACAGGAAGUUGAUCGUUUGACCUGGCCCUGCCCAACCAUCUCCCAUGCUACGAGUUAUUGUUUUUCUCUUUUGUCUCUAGAAUUAAAUGCAUAUGGAUUGAAGACCUCACUCCCUUAUCAUAUUCAAAAUGUGACUUCUUUGACGGAUUUAUCCAUAACUGGUGUCCAUGGGUUGAAGACUCUUCCAAAGUGGUUGGGUAGUUUAGAACGUCUUCAGCAUCUUACAAUUUCUGAUUGCAAAGAUCUCAAGGAGUUGCCCUCGGCAAAAACAAUGCAUCGCCUCACCAAGUUACAAACUUUGAGAGUCUUCAAGUGUGAACGUGUUGGGAAGUGGCAGCGGUGGGAAAGAAGUCACAUGGAGUUCUCCAAGAUCAUUCAACUUGAUUAA
Oldenlandia corymbosa var. corymbosa is the source of this 2196-nucleotide messenger RNA. NCBI's taxonomy places the organism in Eukaryota, Viridiplantae, Streptophyta, Magnoliopsida, Gentianales, Rubiaceae. The record is from the annotation of a GenBank genome assembly.